AUGGCUUCGCGCUGUCAUCUUUUUUGGACGCUUCUUUGCCUUGUAAUAUUGGAAGGAUUAUUUAUAGGGACAAUAACAAAGUGGACUUCACUUUUAGAAGCACCAAACUCUAGAAAAAAAGAAACUCUUUAUGUGAAUUCACCUGGGGUGAAUUCAGCUUAUCUUUUUCAAAGGGGACGACCUGGAAACAUCCUUCUCUUUGUGGCGAUUCUAACGCACGCGUCCCGUAGAGCAAGACGGGACGCCAUUCGGGAUACGUGGUUUACUGAAUGUAAACGCAGACCAGACGAGGUUUUCUGUGCGUUCUUUACUGACCAAGCAGGCUUGGAAAACGAAACGAAAAAUGCUAUUUUACAGGAACAAGAAGAAAAAAACGACUUGAUUUUUCUUCAAGUGGAAGAUAAUCUUGCCUUCACCGAAAGAUUGCUUCAGGCAAUGGAAUGGGCCUUAAAAAGUCACAAGUUCGAUUUCUUUCUGCGCAUAGAUGACGACCAUUUUCUCUGCCUGGAUCGCCUUCUGUAUGAAUUGAAUUUCCGUCCCAAGGAAGCAUUGUAUUGGGGCUUUGUGCAUUGUAAACCAAAAAUAGUCCGCGUGGAUGAAGCAUGGCUUCUUCUCACGUACGACUUGAUCCAAGAGGUUCUUGAUAAGAGAAACAGUACUCUUCUUUGCUCGCCCUACGGCGAUCAGGCCGCAGCGCUAUGGAUGAUGGAGAGCAAGAAGAACGUUACUUAUUUCAUGGAUAAUCAAAGAAUUGUGCACAAAAGCGCCGGAAAAGAUCAGAGAUUUUUACUCGAUAAGAACGUCUGCCAAAAGUACUUGAGUCUUCAUGGCUCGUAUCCUAGAUCUAUGAGACAAUUGUGGCUGUCUUCUUUUGUAUUGCGCAAGAAAGCCUCAUUAUCUGCGCCGUAUAAUAUCACUGAAAUAGAACCGUUUGCAAAGUUGUGCCGCCAUCCCCCUGUUUUUGACUAUAAAGGGUUCUUCCCUGAGUAUAGGUUCGAGCCCAAGCCGUGCUCGGAAAACCCCAAGUGGUCUAUUUCCAGGAAACCUCAUGUGGGCCGAGAAGAAGCUGGUGAAAGAUACUCAAAGUAUAAAAAAUGAUAAAGUUCCUUUUUUCGAAUUCUUCGAAAAUCCACAUCGGACCGCUGUAGGGGAUGAAACGGUAGUGACGAAUCUUAAACACGAAGGCGCGCUAUAUAA
This is a messenger RNA of Stylophora pistillata, 1197 nucleotides long. RefSeq lists its product as uncharacterized. Gene Ontology annotation, cellular component: Golgi membrane. NCBI's taxonomy places the organism in Eukaryota, Metazoa, Cnidaria, Anthozoa, Scleractinia, Pocilloporidae. The record is from RefSeq and is a predicted model, not a curated record. Gene Ontology annotation, biological process: protein O-linked glycosylation; glycosaminoglycan biosynthetic process. Gene Ontology annotation, molecular function: galactosylxylosylprotein 3-beta-galactosyltransferase activity.